GGCUUGCGAAAUGAAGCUUUGCACCAGAAUGGAGUGCAAUGAUUCGAUGCAGGCGUCCCGGUUGCCGGCCGAGAAACGGCACUCGUGUGUGUGGAGAUGCCGGCCACCACCAGGCAUGGCAGCGGCUCCGUCAAGACCAAGACCAGCAGCUCGGCCAUGUUGUCUGUGCUCAACGUCCCUCGCACUUGUCAUCUUUCUUGCCACUAUUGCGUCCUCAUCGCAGGCUGCCAUGCACCGUCACGGCUCCAUCAACUCAUGGCUGAGGGCAUUCAGACCGCACAAGGCAGACGCGGCAUCGUGUCCUUCAGCAGCAGCAUCAGCAUCAGCAGACGAUGGCGAGGAUGUGUUCAUGAUGGCUGCGUCUAUCACGAGCACGGGCACUGUAGAGGUGGCGCGGCAGCGGCCGCUGAACUUCGUGGCGAGUGCGGUGCAGCAGGUGACGCCCAGCGUGGUGAGGAUUGACGUCGUCAGGCCGGUAUUCGACCCGCUCGCCGAGCUCUUUGACUUCGACGGCAAGUAAGCCCACCACUCACAUACAGGCCGACGUGACACGAUGCGAUGACUCCAUUUGGGCGUGUAUGUGUUUGUGCUUCGACGGUCAUCACAGCAACCGGCGACAGAUGUCGCAGGGCAGCGGCGUGGUUUUCUCAGAGGAGGGCCGCCUCAUCACCAACGCACACGUGGUCGACAAGGCCCUCUCGCUUACCGUGACGCUGCACAACGGGCAGACCUACCCUGCCAAGGUGACGGGCUUGGAUGAGCUGUCCGAUUUGGCUGUGGUCAAGAUCGACACACCCAAGGAGAGGGGAGGGGCGGGUGGCCGGAGACCCAUCAAGUUCCCCGCCGCCAAACUGGGCAACUCUGAUGAGCUGCAGGUGCGUGUUGAACGUGUUUUGGUCGUGUUUGGUGGUCAAUCGCACAAACCGUGCUGCGCUGUGUGAUGAUCAGGUAGGUGAUUGGGUGAUAGCUGUGGGCAACCCAGUCGGCCUGGACAGCACCGUCACUCUGGGCAUCGUGAGCAGCCUGACGCGGUCAAGUGCCGAGGUGGGCAUCCCCGACAAGAAGCUCAGCUUCAUACAGACCGACGCAGCCGUCAACUACGGUGGGCGGGCGCACAGACCAAAGGAGAGACGCCCCGGGGUGUGUUGAUGACAUGUUGCCACGUUGCCUGUACAGGCAACAGUGGGGGUCCCUUGGUGAAUGAGGUGGGUGAGGUGGUCGGCAUCGCGACGGCCAUACGGCCACACGCAGAAGGCAUCGGUGAGAGACCACACACACACACACACACACACACGCACGCACACAGAGAUUUCAUCGCUUCUUCUGUGUGUGUGCAGGGUUUGCCAUUCCGAUCAACAAGGCCAAGUCGAUUCUCGAUCAACUGAGCGAAGGAAAGACCAUCCAGCACGCAUACGUCGGCAUACAGGUCAGUCAGCCAGAAAGCAUCACUCACUCACCGGUCGACGCAGUCAUGCGCACGUGCGACUGUGCAGCUGUCAACACUGAACCCCGAGUUGGCACGGCAGAAGAAUGAGGACCCCAACUCACCUGUGGUCAUCCCUGAGGUCAGCGAGCCUAACAGGCAGCCAACGCGCGAAGACGUCCACACACAGAGAGACGGCAGAGGGCAUCUGUCUCGUUCGUGACGUGUGUCACAGGUCCACGGUGCGUUGGUGGAGCGUGUGUUGCCCGACACGCCUGCAUCGAGGGGCGGCUUGAGGAGAUUCGACAUAUGUAAGAAACGGCCAUCCACACGGCCACACGGCCAGACAGACAGACAGACAGACACCUCUGAUACCUUACCUCUUCAGUGGUCGAGGUUGAUGGCGAGAAGAUCAGAUCAGCCGAGGAGAUUGUGGUGGGCUAGGCGUUCAUGCUCGUGAUUCACUUACCCCGCCGACCAGCAAGCAUCCCAUCCUGUGCUCUUGGUUUCCCUCCCACUGACUGCAGCAAGUGGUCGACAGGACGCCGGUGGGUCAGGUGCUGCAAUUCAAGCUGCAGCGAGGCGACCGCGUCCAGACCAUCGGCAUCAAAACCGAGGAUCUCAUGGAGCGGGAAAGGAAACGAAGAGAGGUACGGACGAAAGACAGACCCACACGCCAGCACCGAAAGCAUCUCGUCCCACCUGCCUGUGUGGGUGUGGGUAGGAGCGAGAGCGGAAGCUCCGCGACCGCCUUCGUCGGUGGCGCAACAAUCACAACAACAACAACCCCAAUAACAGGGGCCGGGGGGGCGAUGAUGAGAGUGAGGAGGAUGAUGCCAGGGGGCCCAUGCGGCGAAACAGACAGCCAGUUCCCUACCCUCCCCCAAGGUGGAAGUCGUGAGGGAUGGGUGCAUGGAUGGACGAAUGAAUGUCUGAUGUGUCGACCUGACAGUGGGGGGUGUUGUGUCUUUUGACAAAUAUGAGACAGACUCCUCCCAGCGUGUGUGUGUGUGUCGUGGAGCGAGUCGAUUUAAUCUUUAUGCGUGCCUGUCGUGUCGUCGGCCGGUCAGGUCAAAGUGUCAGAAAGAGCAUCAAUCACGUCAGUCAGCACGGACCGCAGCACGAGUCAGUCGAGUCAGUCUGUAGCCAUUAAACAAACAUACAAAUGUAUGUGCUGUGCGUGUGAAUGAAUGAAUGAAUGAGCGCCCACCCCACCCCACCCCACCAUACCAUCCUCCGUCAGGGAGACAAGAGA
Vitrella brassicaformis is the source of this 2678-nucleotide messenger RNA. The record is from the annotation of a GenBank genome assembly. Lineage: Eukaryota; Vitrellaceae.